Molecule: messenger RNA, 360 nt
Organism: Quercus robur (English oak)
Lineage: Eukaryota; Viridiplantae; Streptophyta; Magnoliopsida; Fagales; Fagaceae
Product: non-specific lipid-transfer protein 1-like
Exons: 1
Coding region: 1-360 (119 amino acids)
Biological process (GO): lipid transport
Cellular component (GO): membrane
Molecular function (GO): lipid binding
Source: RefSeq, a predicted model, not a curated record
AUGAGGUCUGUCAUGAAGUCAAUGUUCCUCCCUUUCCUCCUGAUCAGCCUAUUCGCUACAACUAAAGCAGCAGCUGGCGCUGCCUUAUGUGCUGAUGUGGAUGCAGCUCUCCAGACCUGUGAUACUAUUUUCAAAACUGGAAACCUGAACGAUCCCUCGUUUGAUGGAUGUUGUGCAGGCCUCAAUAAGAUCGCAACCAUUUCGGCCACCAUCGGGGCCAAAGCAGCAUGUCAAUGUGUCCAUGCGGCACUAGGUAUUGCAGCCAAUCCAACUUCAGUCGCUGUUGGAAUCUCCGCCCAAGUGCCGGAAAAAUGCGGUAUCAAUCUUGGCUUUAGCAUAGAUGCUACGGUCGGUUGUUAA